Messenger RNA from Cavia porcellus (domestic guinea pig), 3039 nucleotides. It is a transcript of the gene Lrrc19, whose product is annotated as leucine rich repeat containing 19. Gene Ontology annotation, molecular function: signaling receptor activity; protein binding. Lineage: Eukaryota; Metazoa; Chordata; Mammalia; Rodentia; Caviidae. The transcript has 5 exons. Gene Ontology annotation, cellular component: plasma membrane. Gene Ontology annotation, biological process: positive regulation of non-canonical NF-kappaB signal transduction; interleukin-8 production. The record is from RefSeq and is a predicted model, not a curated record. Bases 155 to 1267 code for a protein of 370 amino acids.
UUUUAAUCACUUGUUCAUUGGGUACAAAGGUUAGAACAAACUGAAAUACCAUCAUAUGACAUAACUUUUUUUUUCUUAAGGUGUUGAAGAAACAGAAUAAACUUCUUUAGCACACCAAUCUCACAGAUAAAAGGAAAAAGUAAAGACCUGCGAUAUGAAAAUCGCAAGCAUCCUGACUGCGUUUUGGCCCUUCUCCAUGCUGCUAUUAUCAGACAAAAGCCGGACUUCUAAAACUGAAGUCAAAUGUAAUUUCACAGAAAAGAAUUAUUCUUUAAUUCCAGCGGAUAUCAAUGACAAUGUUACUAUUCUUGAUCUCAGUUAUAACCAAAUUACUCUGAAUAUGACAGACACACAGGUGCUACGGAUGUAUUUUUUACUCACUGAGCUCUAUUUGACUAAGAACAGCAUUACUACCUUACAUAGUAACAGUUUCAGCAACCUCUCCAAUCUAGAAAUCUUAAAUAUCUGUAGAAACUCCAUCAAUGUAAUUCAACAGGAUGCAUUUGUAGGCUUAAAUAAACUACAACAGUUACAUCUCUGCCAAAACAAAAUAUUACAAUUGGAUCCUGACUUGUUUGUGCCUCUAAACAACCUCAAACUUCUGAACCUGCAAGGAAAUUUGUUAUACUACUUUGAAGAACCACAACUAUUUCAUCUGGAAAUAAUAGUUUUACAUGGAAAUCCAUGGAACUGCUCUUGCAGUCUGUUCAAUUUGCAGAAAUGGUUGAACACAUCAAAUGUGACACUAGAAAAUGAGAAUAUUACCACCUGUAACUACCCAGAAAUCCUGAAGUAUUAUAGUAUCAAAACAGCACCCUACACUGCUGAAUGCCAUUCAAAAUUUCCUCUACCUGUAAUUGAAGAUCUUAAUAUUAAUUUUCAGUCCAUUGACAAUUCAACUUUCAAUAACUCUUUAAGUAACAUAACAAGAAAUUCAGAACAUGCACCUCUUGGAAAAAGUUGGGCUUUUCUUGUUGGUGUUGUUGUCACUGUAUUAUUGACUUCGCUCCUCAUCUUUAUCGCUAUCAAAUGCCCAAUAUGGUACAAUUUGCUGCUUAGCUACAAUCAUCAUCGUCUGGAAGAGCGUGAAGCUGAAGCCUAUGAAGACAGCUUUCCUGGAAAUGCAAGUGCUCUUUCACAAAUACCAGACACAAACCCUGAAGACACUACAGUAAUAUUUGAAAAGUUACAUUCAUUUGUGAUAGAUGAUGAUGGGUUUAUUGAAGAUAAAUAUAUAGAUACUCAUGAAUUAUGUGAAGAAAAUUAAUUUAUUUUAAUGUUUGACUCAUCAAAAACAUUAUCAGUCCAAAUACAGCUUAGACUUCGAGAUUUUAAAGCAAAAUAUAUCAAACUAUGUAUUGAUCAGUACAGUAUCUACGAAGAUGAAAAAUUAUGUUUCUCUUAUUGCACUGAGCAAGUAGGUCUAAAUGCAGUAACUGACACUAAUGUUAGCUAACAGCUACACAGUUAAUAUACGAGACCAUAAGACUAGUAAAAAGACUUCAAUUAUUUAUUAGUAUGAACAAUUUUCAUACAAACAUAUUUGUGAUAUAAUUUGUAUUAAAUUGUACUAAUGUUCCAGUCGGUCAAGAAAUAAAGCUUUUGGAUUUAUAUCAUGAAUCAAGGUGAGGAAGAAUCAUAGCUUCCAUCCACCCUACAACUGAUUUCAUGUUCACAAGGUGAUAUCAGGGAUUAGGAAAAUAUUUUUUAAAGGUUCCUGAACUAGCAAAACAAAAUUUUUUCAAAAUUUAGUAGCACAGUGUUCAAACAUAAAGACUAAUAAUUACUACUGAUUUAGUUAUUAAGAAAGGUUGUCACCAUAACCCAUGAUUGCACAAUUUAUUAUCAUGAUGGCAUCUGUGAUGGAUUGAACCUGAUGAACAACAGCUGACUGAAUCAGCGUGGUGCUGAGUAUAGAUGGCCUACCUGAUAACUGUUGCCAGUAUAAAAAAUGAAACCUGGGAAGGAGUGUUGUUGGUUCUCCACAUGCUGUGGUGCUGCUGGCUCUCCUGUUGCCAUGGUUCUCCUGGAGGAGUUCCUUGAGCUUGUUUCCUGAUAUGAACUUGGCUGUUCUGUCAAAGGAGCUCAGGACCUUGUCACUGAGAAUGACUGUGGCUCACUUUGGGAGAGCUCUGAUCCUUAGCUGAUCAUUGCUUGCUGCCUCUGCUGGGAAACAUGGUGUACUGUCCAUCUAGAAAAAGUUUGUCAUGCUGGCUUCCACACAUGAAUUUGGCUGUUAUCAUCAGAGGAGCUCAGGAUUCAUUGUCACUGAGGAUGGCUGUGGUUUCAGGGGAGCUCUGGUUCUUACUUUGAGCUUUGCUUCCUGGCUCCAGUGCAGAACGCUUACUGACACAGAUCAUUCAUGCCACUGGCACAGACUUUCUAGCUUCCACCACUAACUUUGGGGCCUUCCCAGCACAGAACAAUGAAACAGACUUGCAUGAGAUGUUGUCAUGGGCUCCAGGCCUCCAGCUGGACUCAUGGGAGGCACUGUUCAGCUGACCUCAUGCAGGGUACUGCUACAGGAUCCAGGCCUUUGGCUGGAUUCUGCAGGUUUUUAGUGUGUGGACAGAUUUCCCACACUUUUUGUAUUUAACUCUUUGGGUGACCACUAUAUAGUAAUAGCAUAAAUUAUGUGUCGUGUAUAUAAUUGUUUCCUUGUAUCCCCUGACUACAACAACUUCCAAAGUGGGCAUCACAAUUAUUUAUGAAUUUGGAGUUUUUUAAUGCGUUUUUCUGCCUCUCUGUGAGAUACUAUUCAGAUAGGCUUGUAUUGAGGCUGAAGAAUCUUGAGGUGGUCCAUGGAUAGCUAUUUGGGAUCCAAUACAUCCAACAACAUUUCCAAAAUUGCCCUCUAGAAUUCUAAUUUACAGAAAUACAUUUGAAGUAUUUGUAAGAAAAAAAAAAAGGUAGGCAGUCAAAUUAUUAUAGGAAAUGUAGCAUUUAAGCAAAGUGAAAUAAGACUCUUCAUUAUAGGACUAAUCUGAGACUCUAUUACAAUAAAUUGUUUGCUGAUCAUUCAAAGCAAAAUAUUAAUAA